Paramormyrops kingsleyae is the source of this 3730-nucleotide messenger RNA. RefSeq names its product single-stranded DNA-binding protein 3. NCBI's taxonomy places the organism in Eukaryota, Metazoa, Chordata, Actinopteri, Osteoglossiformes, Mormyridae. Gene Ontology annotation, molecular function: single-stranded DNA binding; protein binding. Gene Ontology annotation, cellular component: nucleus. Gene Ontology annotation, biological process: positive regulation of transcription by RNA polymerase II. The record is from RefSeq and is a predicted model, not a curated record.
UCUACCAGCGGUCUGUUUCAAGUUCCCCCAAUAGAAACUGUGCCUGAUUUGUGGCCAAUGUUGGAGAUGUAAAAAAGGAGGAAAAACACUAAGGGGUAGCUAUGGAGAUAGAAGGUUAUCCUUGCUGCUUUCUUUGACAGGUGUUGAGUGGGGUAAAAGUGUUAAAACAGAAUCUCCAGCAUGUACGCCAAAGGAAAAGGAGCUGUCGUACCAUCCGAUAGCCAAGCGAGAGAAAAGUUAGCUUUAUACGUGUACGAGUACCUUCUGCAUGUUGGGGCCCAGAAGUCAGCCCAGACGUUCCUGUCCGAGAUUCGAUGGGAGAAGAACAUCACACUGGGGGAGCCUCCAGGAUUUCUUCACUCAUGGUGGUGUGUAUUCUGGGACCUGUACUGCGCUGCUCCGGACCGGCGAGAGACAUGUGAACACUCCAGCGAGGCCAAAGCCUUCCAUGACUAUAGUGCGGCUGCUGCCCCCAGCCCGGUGAUGGGCAACAUGCCUCCCAAUGACGGCAUGCCAGGUGGUCCGAUGCCCCCCGGCUUUUUCCAGGGCCCCCCCGGGUCCCAGCCAUCUCCGCACGCUCAGCCCCCGCCACACAACCCCAGCAACCCCAUGAUGGCCUCCCACGGACAGCCUUUCAUGUCUCCGAGGUACCCUGGGGGGCCCCGCCCCCCCCUCCGCAUGCCAAACCAGCCCCCUGUUGGAGUCCCAGGGUCCCAGCCCCUACUUCCCAACAGCUUGGACCCAACCAGACCCCAAGGGCAUCCAAACAUGGGAGGUCCAAUGCGCAUGAACCCCCCACGUGGGAUGGGAGGCAUGGGCCCCCAGAACUAUGGCGGGAUGCGGCCCCCUCCCAACUCGCUGGGUGGGCCGGGCAUGCCGGGGAUGAACAUGGGUCCUGGAGGACGAGGUCCUUGGCCCAAUCCUAAUGCAAAUUCGAUAGCAUACUCCUCCUCUUCUCCAGGAAAUUAUGUGGGCCCCCCAGGGGGAGGAGGCCCACCAGGAACUCCCAUCAUGCCGAGUCCCGGAGACUCUACGAACUCCAGUGAGAACAUCUACACCAUGAUGAAUCCCAUCGGCCCAGGGGGCAACAGGCCCAAUUUCCCAAUGGGGCCCGGUCCUGACGGCCCGAUGGGAGGGAUGGGCAGCAUGGAGCCGCACCACAUGAACGGGUCACUAGGAUCAGGUGACAUGGAUGGGUUGCCAAAGAACUCUCCCAACAACAUGGCGGGCAUGAACAACCCGCCCGGUACACCGCGUGACGACGGGGAGAUGACUGGCAACUUCCUCAACCCAUUCCAAAGUGAAAGUUAUUCACCCAACAUGACGAUGAGUGUGUGAUUUUUCAUUAUUACCCUUUAUUUUUAUUUUUUAUUUGUACUUUUUACACCUCACCCACCACUCCUGUCCCUGGUCCUGUCCCUCACACUCCCACCCCAUGGACUCUGCGUCACCCCCAUCGACUUUACCCCCCCCCCCCUUCCCUCGGGGAUGCCUUGCAUAGCCCCCAGGGAUGGCCCUGGAGCACAGGACUGGCGCCAAACCAGUCCAAACCGCUGCGUGCAAAAUGGCCGCCACCAAUGGUAGGAAGCCACCUCUGCGGCAGAGGAAAACCUUCCUGUCUGACUCCGCAUGCCUCCCAGGCUUCUUGAGCAGCCUGGACCAGUAAGGCUUUGGAGAAAACCAGAGGGGCAGAACCAGCAGCCCACGCCGUGCACCAGGGGUUCUCUACUCUCGCUUCAUCAUGCUUCUGGACCUCUGAACAGAGCAGCUGGUCCAGGAGGCCCAAAUGCACCUCAUUAAAUUCAUUUGUACACACGGACUGAGAGAAGGAACUUGUGUUGUAUUGGGCAAGAAAAUAUUUUCUGGGUUGUACUGUGUAUGUAUUGUACGAUGAAUAUUGUUAUUUUAUUAUUGAUAUUGUAAUGAUUAGCUUUAAUUUUUUUUUUUUUAUUAUUUUAUCUUCGGGAGGGCACGAUGUAUUCCCAUAAGACGGUCAAAUAAGCACACCCUCCAAAUGCACAAUGGACUCUGUUUACUUGACCUCUGGAAAAGGUAGUCGUUCAUCUUCAUUUAUUGACUCCCUGCAAAUGCUGCCUGGUUUCUUAGACCCCUAUCACACAGCCAAGUGGGACUGUUUCCUGCUGCCAUAGACACGCCCCUCGUCACCAUAGACACGCCCCUCAUCACCAUAGACACGCCCCUCGUCGCCAUAGAUGUGCCUCCACGCUGUUGAAGGCAAAGUCUGCUGAGAAUGGCCAUUCCCGUCCAGGCCCAGACCCAGUGGUUCGGUACUGUAGACUAGGUUUUUAAUGUGAUCUUGAGGCUGGGUAAAUUUUAUGAGACGCAUACUAAGGGAUUUUAUACAGUAUCCUAUUUUGUGAUCAGUUUCAGGUUUAUGUGCAGACCACUGGUUUUGUGCAGGGUUUAUGUUUAUAUAGUAUUACUCUAACAUACCAUCUGACUGAUCAUUUCCGUUGACUCGUGUGGGACAUCAGUACAGUUCAGUAGAGCUGUGAUUCUUGUCUGACUGUUUUCCAUAUGAUGUCCUGAGGCCCAGCCGUCUCCCCUUUACCCCCUAGAAAUCACUGCCUUUCAUUUGGUCUCCGCCAGGGGUCUGCAUGUGUGUUUUUUUUUCCCCACUUUGCCUCAGUUUUUUCCAUCCUGGUUUUGCAGUAGCAGAGCUCCGACUGCAUGAGGUCCUCCGUGACAUAAGGGGUCAUGUGACCAGAUGAGUUUUAUUGCCAACCGUCGUAAAAGCCCUGCUGUGCACAUUGGCCAGUGUCAGUGGGACUGAGGUGUCCCGAGUUAUCUUGGCUAAGACUUUUAUUCGUGGUUUUGCCCGUGCUGAGCGCUUUGCUCCCACUCGUCACUGGAAGACGAUCCUUCCACAGCGUUGUGUUACUACGCCACUGCUUUUACUUGGGCCGUGUGUAAAAGGCACCACAGCAGGUUAUAGUAGUUCACUGCCAGUUGCCAUCUUGCGCUGGCUUAUCCGCUCGCGAGCCUCAGGCAGCCUCAUGCCUGCCCAUAGGGGGCUCCACUGGGCCACUCACGGCCGUACCAAGCAGGCAACUUGGUCUGAUAUGGAAUCCAAGGUUUUUUUUUGUUUUUUUUUUUUUCUCGGCACUUCUCAUGAUUAUGAAAUAUUUCAUGGGGAAGGUGCUACUCGAUCUGCACCUAGUUGGUGGUCCCCGGCCACCUUGGAGACACUGCUUCGGCUCUGGCCAGUGACCUUAGCUUUGACAUGACUGGUGCCCUUUGCCCCGUGUCCCUCCCUUCUGUAGGAAUGACUUUCGCGACCCCCCCCGGCCAGGUGUUAAAGUCUUGCGGAGCUCCGACUCCAAGUUGGACACCCAGUCAGAUCGCCUGGUGACUGGUUUUUUUGUGAAGAGCUGCAGUGACUGACCUUAAGCUGCCCUCUCUGCCGCCAACCAUUAAGGCCCAGUACGCCUGCUCUCACCAGUUUCCUGCUCCCAGUUUUUAUUUUAUUCGUUGUGGUAUGUAAAUACUGUAAAAUGCAUUUUGAUAUUGACAUGUUUUGAUAUGUCACUACCAAUGAAUACAGCUCCAAAAAAAUGUGCAGAUUGGGGGUGACAAAUUCCUGGGAUUUUAUUCAAGAAACGAUGUGCUUUUAUUUAGCUGCUCUAUCAGAUCCACAAUUGUAAAGGUGACAACAUUCAGUGACCGAAUAUUGCAUUAAAUGGCCAUAAUAUUUGUGCCCUGAAUAUUA